Messenger RNA from Lottia gigantea (owl limpet), 1539 nucleotides. RefSeq lists its product as hypothetical. The record is from RefSeq and is a predicted model, not a curated record. Gene Ontology annotation, molecular function: nucleotide binding; nucleic acid binding. Lineage: Eukaryota; Metazoa; Mollusca; Gastropoda; Lottiidae. The transcript has 2 exons. Bases 1 to 1539 code for a protein of 512 amino acids.
AUGAAUUUGAGAAAGAUUGAGGAUGUUAAUAUUGCAAAAUACACUAAAGAUAAUUGGGAAUCUUUAAGACACGAAUGGGAACCUUACGCAAAAAGAGAAACGUCAUGUCUCGGAGCUUGUGUGAUAAAAUACAAUCAAGCAAUGAAAGAAGUUGUAUUUCAGAAUAUUUCCAAUAAUCUAACGGCUCCUUCUUUAUCUUUAAAGGGUUGGUAUUAUUUAUAUCAUUACGAUAAAGAAAUGAUUGAAGAAGAAUGGUAUGAAACUACUAGAAUGGUUCCGAAACACACCGAAAAAGAAAACGUAGAAAAAGUUUACUCACAUACUCACCCUUUUAUAAGAUAUUUCAUCAGACAAAGUAUUAAAGGAGGAAGAGUUUCGGCAAAUCGAAAAUCAUUUGAAACGAAUAAAAGGGAUGAAAUUUGUAAUAUAUUAAAGGAAUACAAUGCAAGUGACACUGAUAAUAUAAUUGAUUUAUUCAAAGAAUAUAGCGCUAGCACGAAAAAUAAAACGGAGGUUCAUUCGAGACUUAAAAAAAUAAAAUGUACUAAACUAAUGGCAUUUGACGCUAACGGUUUAUACGCUUCCGCCAUGUCGGAUUUAGAUAGCGAAUAUCUGAGAGCGGAAAGUGGUAGACCAUUUCUACCGGAAGAAAAUAAAGAAUUUGUCGAGCUCUUUAAUGAACAGAAAUUCAGACCUAGAACUCCUUUUUUAAAAGUCUGGUUUGAAUAUCCCAAAAACAUGUUCUUCCAACCCAUACCAGCUAAAGAUAUAAUCACUUUCACGAAUAAAGAAGGUAAAAAGGAAACUGGCACUAAAAUCAGAUUCAGAAAUGGUUUCUGUCACGACGUUUUAACAUUGGUUGAUAUUCAAGAAAUAGUGAAAGCCGGUGGACGAAAUAUUAAAAUAUUAGAUGGUAUAGUUUACGAAGAAAAUUUUAAAACUCCACCCUAUAGAGAUUAUAUUUUAAUUUUGAGAGAUCUAAGAAAUAAAUAUAAACGAGAAGAUGGAUUUUAUAAGCCUGAAAUAUACUAUACGGAUACCGAUAGUUUAUACAUUUCGUCUAGCAAUUGGGAUAAAUUAAAUGAAGUUGGGUUGGUGUCCGAAAAUGAUUAUUGUAAAGGAAAGAAUGAUUACGGUGAUGGUGGAAUUAUAUUUGGUUUAUAUUUAGCGCCAAAAGUUAAAUACAAUAUCAUUCUAACUUCCGAUGGUGUUUUAAAAGAAAAGAAAACGUUUAAGGGUUACUCUAAAGAUAAGAUAUCCGUAGAAGAUUAUAUUCGAUUAGCUAGUGGAUUCGAUGUAACGAAUGAAUUUAAGAAACCUUGGGUAAAAAGUUUCACCAAUGGAGUAGUUAUUCCAAAGGAUGAUGAUAAACAAAAGAAAGCUUUUAGAUGUAAUCUAAAUCUCGUUAAGAGAAAAGCAUCAAACAGUGAAGGAAUCAUGUAUCCUUACAACGACGGAAAAGAAUUGAACAUAGAUGAAAACUACGAAUUUGAUGAUUUCGAUUACCUUACUAUUCAAGAAGAGAAUGAAGAGUGUUAA